Schistocerca serialis cubense is the source of this 4850-nucleotide messenger RNA. RefSeq lists its product as uncharacterized. The transcript is spliced from 19 exons. Gene Ontology annotation, biological process: skeletal muscle contraction; positive regulation of protein localization to plasma membrane; positive regulation of voltage-gated calcium channel activity. The record is from RefSeq and is a predicted model, not a curated record. Bases 1 to 2475 code for a protein of 824 amino acids. Lineage: Eukaryota; Metazoa; Arthropoda; Insecta; Orthoptera; Acrididae. Gene Ontology annotation, cellular component: extrinsic component of cytoplasmic side of plasma membrane. Gene Ontology annotation, molecular function: protein binding.
AUGACUUUCUCACCUCUGUUGUCGGACUUCACGCAGCAGCUGUCUCAGGUGUACGAGCAACACGCUGAGGAGUUACAGCUACUCGUUUCCAGCUUUCGCAAGCGCAACGCCGAGCUACGCAAAGAAAGGCCGGCGUGCCACAGCUCGCUGUUCCAGACGUGGGAGACGCUGCUGCAGGAGGUGGAGGUGGACUCGCAGGCGCACGCCGACAUCGCGUCCAUCCUGGGCCGGCAGGUGGCGCGGCCCCUGCUCGAGCGCACCUUCCACCGCAAGAUCCAGUCGCGCAAGGUCUUCACGCAUCGCGAGAGCUUCGAGGUCAUCCUGGCCAAGGCAGAGGACAAGUUAGCCAAGUGUCGACAGGACUACAAAAACGCAUAUCUGUCGUACAUGUCGAAUCCAACGAACGCCGCAAUGGCGGCGUAUCUGGACUGCCACAACAGCUAUGUGCAGCAGCUGCACGCUACCAACGGCAUGCUGGACCAAUAUCACACUGAGACACUGCCACAGCUACUCCAGGAGCUGGAAGAUGUGUAUAGCGACCUCUGCACCACGCUGGCGGACUCCGUUCUGCAAGGGGCAGAGAUCAUCAGCUCACGGGCGGAGGAGCAGUCGCGGCGGUACGAGGGCGUGUCGGGGCAGUGCCGCGCGGUGUCGGCUCGCCAGGACGUGGCCAGCCUGGUGCACUCGCUGGCCUCGCCGCAGCAGCACUCCCAGCGCCACGCACACACCCACGCCUUCGCGUCGCCGCAGCCGCCGCCCACGCCGCAACCCGACAACCCGGAUGGCACGCCCAACGACGGGCCGCCCACUCCAGAGCAGACUCCGCCACCGCUACUCAAGAACGAAAUCAUUGUGGACCGACUGGCGUCGGUGAGCGUGCGAACACGGCUGGAUACUCUCCGCAAAGAAGCCAUGGAUCUGGAGCAGCAGAUGAAGCAGAACCAAGACGCCUUGGACACUCUGCUGCGCAUUCAACAACGGAGUUUGGAGUCGAGUCUUUUCAACAAAGCGAAUGAGCUGCAAGAGGACAUCAGCUUAAAGAGGUUUGAUCUGCGCGUCGCCCAGAUCCAUUUGGGCGCAGUUAAGGCACAGAAAGAGCUGUUUGCCUCGAAGGCGGAAAGCGCCUCCGACGGUAUGCGCGAGAGAAAGAUGUCCUCCUCCUCCACCGGCAGCAUGAAGAAUAAGUGGCUCAAGGCCUUCAAGAGCCUCAAAGCCAGCAACACCAGCGACGGCGCUCUCAAAGAGACGGAGAAAAAAAAUCAAAUGUACCAUGCAGUUUCAGCCAUCAUGACAAUGAGGAAAGAAGCGGCGGCGGGCCCGGACAGCGGCUCGCACUCCUUGCAAGAGUACACCUACCGGAAGAUCACUCCCUGCGACGUCUGUUCCCAGGUACUCAGAGGCCACACGCGACAGGGCCUCAAGUGCAAAGUGUGCAAGGUGAACGUGCACGCCGACUGCCAGGAGCGUCUGGGCCGCUGCCAGCCCAAGUCGCGGCUGCUGCGCCGCCAGAAGUCCACGUCGGAGAUCGAGACGCGCCACGCCGACCUGGUGGCCGGCAGCCCGCUGCCCCUGCCACACGACCAGAAGGAGGAGGUAGACGCGACGUACCAGGUGCUGAAGCAGGCGGGAGAGAUCCGCUCGGCGGGGCCGCAGCCGCACCAGCCUCAGCAGCAGCAGCAGCCGCAGCAGCACAACUCGCAGCACAACCCGCGCCGCUCCCUGCGGCCGGCCUGCUCGUCCAGCUCAGCCCCCCAUAGCCCAAGACGACAGAAGCUGAAUCUACGCAUGAAAAGUUUGUCACUAGAUUCACCAGAGUCUACAGAGCAUGUACAGAAACGGAGACAUGCAGCAGCUCAGUCAGCCUGUCUUGACCCACAGACUAGCCACUCUUCCUCAUCUCGCAUUGAGUGCUCCCAAGAAAUACCGCGCCAACACAGAACUGUCUUUAUACAUAAUGGUCGAUGCUGGUCAACUCCAUCAAGCCCUGUUCACAACCGCAGGCUACUGUCUGCAAGGAACAUGCGAAUGAGUUCUGUUGAACUUCCAGAUGAAAAUGAAAAAUCUCUGUCUUCUGCCAGUACAUCACCAUGUCCUUCUCCAAAAUCUCACCGACUCCUGCCAACAAACUUGUAUGUUGUACUGUAUAAUUUCAAGUCUCGUCAUCCUGAUGAACUGGAUCUUAAAGCUGGAUACAAGGUGACAGUAAUUGAUGCCUCUGACAAAGACUGGUGGAAAGGAAAAUGUUUUGGCAGAGUUGGUUAUUUUCCAUCAAAAUAUGUUAUUAAACUCCAGCCAGGUGAGAAGGCACUGCAAGUUACCCACAAUCUUCAAGUAUCAGAUGGCAACAAUGGACUCAUGCUUCUGAGAGACCAGAUUGUAAUUCAAGUGGGAGAAGAGUUGGAUGGAAUGGUAAUGAUUCGAAAUGGAGAAAAUCAACAAGGAGUCUGUCCUCUUAAGUUCCUGCAAGAAGUGUGACAAAGAAUCCAGCAAAGGGUAGAAAUGGUUUCUGGGCCUUGCUCCUCAUCAAAUGUCAAAAGAAACACAUUUGCACAUAAAUACACCAGCAGGAAACUACCAACUCCAGCAUCAUAUAUGAAAUAUAUAUUUGAUGGUUCUUUAAUGGAUGUGACUUCACCUACAGUAUUAUCCUGUAAUUUUCAGUGUGGCUGUACUAGGGACGGGGGAAAAGCAAAAUUACCAUUAAUCAAUGUCUUGAGUGAGAAAAUUCACAACAGCACACCAAAAGCAAAGAAAAAUAAUGCAAUUCGAGAUUUUUUUUCAAGUUCAAGUCGCCCAUUAAGAAUAUCACCAGCACUAUCAAUAUCUGAUGACAGUGACACAAGCUUUUUCUUUAGAGAAGCUACACAUUCUCAGGUCAGACCACUAUCAGUCCAAAUAAAUCCACAUUAGUCAUUUCGGCUGAUGAAGUUCAUCAUAACAAUAGAUUUUUGUAUGGCUAUUUAUGAAACUAAUAUAUAUUCAACAUUUUUUAAGUCUGGUAACACUUCUAUGGAAGUACACAUGACAAACAAAUAUAUCCCAAGAAAUCUGAUGUACAAAUUUAUUCAAAUUAACAGUUUCAUGGAUAACACAGCAUUAACAACUAAGGAAUAUAUAAAUAUAUGAUGUACCGUUCCAAGAAGGAAAAGAAAAUUAUUGCUUUCAUCAUUGUUCCCUAGAGCACUGAGUAAACAUUUGAUUUCUCACAUUCCUUAUUUCAUAAUGAACAUGUUAAAGGCAUCUAUAGUUUCAAUAUUACUAUUAACACAUUAUGGAUGUAUUACAGUAUGAUGAUGUAUUAAAUGAUGAUAUGAAAUCGUAUAUAUUAUCCAAAUGAAAAAAGUUAGCUUUUGUGUCACAGUAGCUGUAGAGUAGUUCUAUAUCACUGGAAUAAUGCAUAGCAGUGAAGUAGAUGAAUAGAAGAAUAUGGUAUGUUUGUGAUGUACAUAUGCUGAUUUUGUCUAUUUGGUUGAUUGUUCUGCUGAGGUAGCUGACAGAUCUCAGAACCUAUUGAAAGUGCUGUAAUUCUUUGUGAGCAGUACUUCAUUUGUUUUCAUAUUGUAAAUGACUUGUAAGAAUAAAAUCACAAUAGUCAUCCUUUCUCAUUUUUCCCACAGUGUUAUUUCUAAAUCCCAUUCACAACCCAGUUUGAUUUCCAACUAUGCUUUUAUUCAGUUCUACAUAGCCUCUUUGAAAUGCUAUUUACUGAGUUGUAGAAUAUAUUGAAACUAUUCUAAAUAAAUCCUAUGUAGUUGCACAUUGAAUGUGACAACAUAAGCUGCAACAAUUACUUGUGACACAGUUGGUUGUAACUUCAAAUGAAAUUAAGUUUAGCUUUGUAAAAUAUUGUACUUCCUUUAUGUCUGUAAUCAGUGUCUUAUAAUACCUUAGAAAGUAGUAAAAAAUUCCAGGUAGGACUGGAGUUACUUCUAAUGUAAAUACCAUAGCUAACAUGUAGUACUGAACUUCAAUUUUGGUUAUUCAGAAAACUGAACAAAAGUAAAUGAAAAUUUAUGUUGCUGUUGAUAAUAUUUGUAUUCAGUAAGUCAAAAAGCUUUACAUUCAACAAGCAAAUACAAAAAAAUGGCCCUACAUCUUGUGCAUAUGUUACCAGACAUAGACAGCAUCAUCAGCAAAAGCACCUAAAAGGUUUUUAACUGACAAACUGUUGUAGUAUCUACUCUGUGAUUACUGUGCUUUUUUACAUCCAUACAAAAUCAUAUAUAGGCCACUUCUUUGUCAUUUAUGGAACAUAGUGGUGUAUUUUCAUUCAGACCUCAUGCAAAUGCCCUUCUGAUUUUUAUGAAACAAAUAUAAACAGCCAGUGCAGUCAGAAAAGAGAAUUUAAGGAAAAUGUUGGUGUACAUAAUGCAAUCUGUCAUAAAAUGGUAUUAUUUUUGACAUAUUUUAGAAAUUUCUUAAAUCUACAAUUCCUAGCUUUGCAUUUGAUGACUGAAAUUACCAUAUAACUCAGUUUUAACCACAACAAAAACAGAAAACUAUUUUCAGUAACUCAAAAAUAUUUGUACCAUGUAAUGGAACAUUUCUAUGACUUCGUUAAAGAACAGGAGGGUGCAUUACAUUUUCAUUGUAAAGGAAUUUAAGACAUGCCACUGAUAUAUUGUGACACUUCUAGUUGCAAACUCAAAGUCUUGAGAUCUAUUAUAUUAUGAGAUCACUUUGUACUAUGUUGUGUAUUGUGUGUCUAUCAGGCAUAACUGUGUAAAAUACGGCUAUUUCUUCAGUGUACCAUCUUUCUUAUUUGAAAUAAUAAUUUGUAUUGAAGACUUACUUUAUGUUUUGUAGUCUUAAAUGUGGAUUAAAAAUAAAUGUUGCACUCUAUGAAUAAA